GCCAUCAUUUUAAAAUGCAGUUAAAGGUUCGAUUCAACUGGUAAACUUAUUAAUAAAUAAAUGUAUUUGGUAAAUAUACUAAAAACUAAACUACAAAACUUAAAACCUGGAUCUAAAAAUAAAUAAAACUAUCCCCCUGCGGCAUGGUGCCGUAGAUGCUAGCAGCAUUUCCUCGCUGUAUCGCAAGACUAAUUCUUUGAGCGACUAACUUCAACUGGUUAAUAUUUAAAUAAUAUUAUGUUUUGGAACGUAGAGUGCUUGUGUCUGUCAAUGUCAGAGAGAGAGAGAGAGAGACGUCACAGGUACCAUACGUUAUCAUUGUUUGUCACCAUCCAAGAUUAUUUCGAUUGCCGUCUAAAUAAAAAAAUCGAAACGAGCAUUUAUAAAUUUGUUGUUCAGUAAUCGCUAGCCAACAAUAAUACGAAGUUGUGAGAUAAAUCAGUGCCAAGAAACGGUCCUAAAUCAGUAUGUGUUCUACUAUUAUAUGAAUUUCAAAACUUAGGCCUCAAGUUCAGAAUUAUCAUUGUAAAUGUUUACGUGUCUUAUUAGACCGGCAUAAUUAAUAAACACAUUUGUAACGAUGAACAGAGGCAAGAACAGUAAUUCUAAAAUGGCAAGAACUGAGACAACUGAAGAAACAAACGGGUACAAGCUCCUCAACAGUGAUAGUAAACCUCCAGAUAUAAAACAUGGAAAAGAAAAUUCCUGGGUGGCGGGGGUGCAGAUGUUUGUGUCUUUCUUGCUCGCUGGAUUUGGUAUGGUUGCUGCAAGUCUUGUGCUUGACGUGGUGCAGCAUUGGAAGGUGUUUGAGCAAGUAUCUGAAGUGUACAUACUAGUGCCUGCCCUAUUAGGGCUCAAAGGAAAUUUAGAAAUGACGUUAGCAUCGCGUUUAUCUACUCACGCUCAUUUAGGGCACCUGGAUACAGACCUGGGUGCAUUAGUGGUAGGUAAUUUGUGUUUGAUACAAUGUCAAGCUGUUCUGGUAGGAUUUUUAGCAGCCAUGGCUGCAAUAGCAAUGGGUUGGAUACCAGAUGGGCAGUUUGAUAUUCACCAUGCAUUACUGCUUGCAGCAUCAAGUGUUCUGACUGCUUCCUUUGCCAGUUUUAUCCUAGGACUAAUCAUGAUUGGUGUAAUUGUUAUUUCAAAGAAAUUGAACAUUAACCCAGACAAUAUUGCCACUCCAAUUGCGGCUAGUCUAGGUGACCUGACAACCUUGGCACUGUUGUCAUGGAUUGCAUCGCUGCUGUACUCAAAUAUUGGCACAAGCGUUGUACUGCCAUCUAUUAUUAUCACUGCUGGUGCAAUUCUUGUGCCGGUCUGUGGUUACAUUGCCUGGGAUAAUAAGUUUACUAAACAAGCUUUAGAUGAAGGGUGGGUGCCAGUUGUCUCUGCCAUGGUGAUCAGCAGUAUUGGUGGUUUAAUUUUAGACUACACUGUUGUUAACUAUGAGGGUAUUGCAGUAUUUCAAUUAGUUAUUAAUGGUAUAGGUGGCAACAUGGUAGCAGUGCAUGCUUCUAGACUGUCGACUGUCUUACAUACAGGUGACAAGCCUGGGCCUCUUGUGGGCAAAACAACUAAAUUAUUACUCUUGAUGGUCAUACCAGGACAGUUGAUAUUUAUAUACACUAUAGGAUAUUUAAAAGCUGGGCACACAUCUAUGACGCCUAUAUUUAUCCUCAUUUACAUGUCUGCGGCCUUGCUACAAGUUUUCCUCUUAUUAGCUAUAAGCCACCACAUGGUUAUAUGGAUGUGGAAGAUGGGAAUGGAUCCUGACAAUUCUGCCAUACCUUAUUUGACAGCACUAGGAGACUUGCUGGGCACAGCUUUGUUAGGUGUCGCUUUUCAUAUACUAUAUGCCAUAGGAGAUAAAGACAAAGAUUUGGGAGAUUAACAUAAUUAUGUACUUCAGAAUUUUCAUGUGGUCUUUGUUUAGUUUUAUCAAUUUUACUGAGGCAUUUUCUUUUAUCUAGUGCCAUUCAAAACUAUAUCAUAGUCAUCCUUUUUGACUGAGCACAUAUCUCUCGAAUAUAAUAUAUACUAAGUGUUACAUUUAUUCUUUGGUUAUCUACAAAAAUAAGUAUUCAUAGUGUGAAAAAUAUUUUGAUAUACCUAUUCAUAAUUACAUAUGCUUUCCAAAUUAUUCAUUGUUUUUAUGGUAUUCCAUUUUGUAUAAAAAUAAAUUAUUGUUACUGCACAAUGAAAUCAAAUUUACAAUAUUAGAUAACAAUGUUAAGAUAAACUUUGUGUAUUAUCAAAGUAACUGUUACUUAAAUGUUUUUACUCAAGUACUUAUGAAUUUGCCAGUAAUAGGAUAGAUUUAAGCUAUUUAAAGGCCAAUAAGACAGCCAUCUUUGGGCCUGAUCCCAAGUCGGACUAUGUGUUUGGCCCCACCUAAGUGGGGCCCUAAGAGCUCAUUUAGACAGCAUGCGAACUUUUAAGUUACAACCAAUCAAAUACUGCAAUGUAAUGAAACUUGCAUGCAUGUUCUUGCACCAUCAAUGAGCUUUAAUACCUCUUAUUUGGCUUAAUCCAACCCUGUGACUAAACUUCAAUUACUUAAUAAAAUAUAAACUUAAAUUGUUUGUUAAAGUAUUGUUACUUAAUUUGCUUGUCAUUAUAAACUUUUAUGUGAUUAUUAAGUCAAAAAAUUGUGAUUGUUAUUCCUAUUUAUUAAUAUAUUAGGUACUUGUAACAUAGGCCACAAUUUGUUCUGAUAUAUUAUAAUAUAAGGAACUUAAGGAAAAUAAUAAAGUAAAUUGGUGCUACUGCCUGCUACUCGAUAAGUUUACACUUUUCAAUGUGACUACAAUCAUGUACUCUUUUAAAUUGCCAAAUUAUUUUUGUAGAGUUACUAUUAUGAUAGCAAUAUACCUGUCACACAAAACUAUAUUUUACAAUAUAUUUGAUAUUUAAAUAA
Cydia pomonella (codling moth) is the source of this 2917-nucleotide messenger RNA. RefSeq names its product solute carrier family 41 member 1-like. The record is from RefSeq and is a predicted model, not a curated record. Bases 581 to 1891 code for a protein of 436 amino acids. Gene Ontology annotation, biological process: monoatomic cation transport. Gene Ontology annotation, molecular function: monoatomic cation transmembrane transporter activity. Gene Ontology annotation, cellular component: plasma membrane. The transcript has a single exon. Lineage: Eukaryota; Metazoa; Arthropoda; Insecta; Lepidoptera; Tortricidae.